Messenger RNA from Aegilops tauschii subsp. strangulata, 1917 nucleotides. Its product is annotated as monothiol glutaredoxin-S11. Gene Ontology annotation, cellular component: nucleus; cytosol. Gene Ontology annotation, biological process: intracellular iron ion homeostasis. The record is from RefSeq and is a predicted model, not a curated record. NCBI's taxonomy places the organism in Eukaryota, Viridiplantae, Streptophyta, Magnoliopsida, Poales, Poaceae.
GAGGAAAACCCCAGGUCGCAACCCCUCAGCACGAGUCAUCCGUCGUCUCUUUCCUCCAAUCGCCCCCGCUGCUAGCUACCAUCUCUAGCGUUCUCGCCGUCGAUUGUUGCUUUUGGUGGGGAAGUGCGAGGGAGCGGAGGCGGCGAUGGCGAGCGGCGGCGGGGCGGUGAGGGAGGUGGGGUCGAGGGCGGAGCUGGACGCGGCGGUCGGCGGCGCGCGGGCCGCCGCGGUGCACUUCUGGGCGUCCUGGUGCGAGGCCUCCAAGCAGAUGGACGAGGUCUUCGCCCACCUCGCCGUCGACUUCCCCCACGCGCUCUUCCUCAGGGUUGAGGCUGAAGAACAACCGGAAAUUUCAGAGGCAUAUGGAGUUACAGCAGUGCCAUACUUUGUUUUCUGCAAGGAAGGCAAACCUGUUGAUACCUUGGAGGGCGCAAACCCAGCCAGCCUGGCCAAUAAGGUUGCAAAGUUAGCUGGGCCUGCCAAUGUUGCUCAGUCUGCUGCACCUGCUAGCUUGGGGGUGGCUGCUGGGCCUGCUGUACUCGAAAAGGUCCAAGAAAUGGCACGGCAAAAUGGAUCUUCUGCUGCUGAAAGUACACUGAAGAAGCGUUUGGAGCAGCUUGUCAACUCCCAUCCUGUCAUCUUAUUCAUGAAGGGAAAUCCAGAAGAACCAAGGUGUGGUUUCAGCCGAAGGGUGGUUGACAUUUUGAAGCAGGAAGGUGUUGAAUUUGGGAGCUUUGACAUCCUUACAGAUAAUGAAGUACGUGAAGGACUGAAGAAGUUCUCUAACUGGCCAACUUUUCCUCAGUUGUACUGCAAAGGUGAGCUGCUUGGUGGGUGUGAUAUUGUUAUUGCCAUGCAUGAAAGUGGUGAACUGAAGGAUGUGUUAAAGGAGCACAACAUUCCUCUCAGGCAACAAGGAAGCAAAAUUGAGGAGCCAGUGAUGUCUGAAUCUGCAAAUGAACAGAGUCCUGAGGCAAUUGGGCUUACCGAAGCUCAGAAAGCUCGUUUGGAGAGCCUCACUAAUUCUAACCCAGUGAUGAUAUUUAUCAAAGGUUCACCUGAGGAGCCCAAGUGUGGAUUCAGUGGGAAGGUCGUUCAUAUUCUUAAGCAGGAGAAGAUUCCUUUCUCAAGUUUUGACAUUCUUUCAGAUGAUGAGGUUAGGCAAGGUCUAAAGGUUCUAUCAAACUGGCCUAGUUACCCUCAGGUGUACAUCAAGGGUGAACUGGUUGGUGGUUCGGACAUAGUGAUGGAGAUGCAUAAGAGUGGGGAACUGAAGAAGGUUCUGACUGAGAAAGGGAUUAUUCGGAGAGAGAGCCUAGAGGACCGGCUCGAGGCCCUAAUUUCCUCAUCCCCAGUGAUGCUGUUCAUGAAGGGCAACCCAGAUAAUCCACGUUGUGGCUUUAGUUCGAAAGUGGUGAAUGCCUUGAAAGGAGCAGGGAUAAGCUUUGGGUCCUUUGACAUUCUAUCUGAUGAGGAAGUUAGACAAGGUCUGAAGACAUACUCGAACUGGCCCACCUUUCCCCAACUCUACUACAAAUCAGAGCUGAUGGGGGGCUGUGACAUUGUUCUUGAGUUGGAAAAGAGUGGAGAGCUGAAGGCCACUCUCUCGGAGUAGCGGAUAUUUUGGUGCUGUAUCGUUGUCUUAUGGUGUUUCGAGCAUCUGUCCUAUAUCGAAUUGCUCUAUUGAUGGCAUUGUUAUGCCAAUGUAUUUCGUAGAUCCAUGUUUUAAACUUGGAUAUCGUAGUGCUACGUUUGCUUGAACUGUGACAGCUGCAGAAGAAAUAACUUAUAAGACCUCUUAAGUGGCCUGUUAGUUUUGUAUUACCACUUCAUUUUUGCUACCUUGGUUCAGGCUGGAUGCUGGAGAACAUAAGUAUUAGCCAUCAUUUCACAGUUCAAAGACAUAUGAUUCGUAAA